UCCACGUGACCGCUUGAGCCGCGCUGCCGCUGAAGUUUCUAUGAUGGCGGCCAGUAAUUAUUAUGGAUUUACACAUGCAGCUGCUGCAGCCGCCGGACCGCAGUUCAGCACCCAGCCGCCGCCCCCUGCGUAUUCCCACCCAACCACUGGCAGCUACAACGUUCAGCCCGCCCCUGGAGUGGCCCAUGCUGUCACGGUGUCAUACCCUGCAGCUACUGCCCAACCCGCUCAGCCGGCAGUGACUGCCCCAUACCCCGCCUACCAACCCCUUCCUGCCCUCAACUAUGGCUACCACCAGCCCGAAACUUCCCAGCAACCGACGACCACCCCUCAAAGCUACCAGGUGUUAACCGAACCGGAGAAUUAUACUUACGGGCAACCACCUGCAGUCAGCAGUUACGAUAACAAGCAGUACUUUCAAACGAGCAUCACACCUGCGCAACAAACCGUAACCGAGGCCUACUUCCAGUCAGGCCUGAAGAAUGUCUACACUCCCGCGAGCACAGCAUACAGUCAACCUCCAGUUCAAAGUCAGGUCGCAACUCUGAAACCGCCACCUGCUCCUAGUUCUGUUUCCUCAAGCUACACAAUCUACCCAACGUCAACCAGCGUUCAGCAAACUCCAACCCCCAUAUCCACUUACACACCCAGUUCUACCUUCAACUCUACAGCUGCUACGACUUACUCUGUCGGUCUUAGUUAUUCCAGCUAUGACUCCAGCAUUUACACGUCCACACCAUCGUACUUCCAGCCGGCCCAACUGGCCCCCCAACCGCAGCAGACACAACAACCCCCCAAAAUGUUCAGCAACUCUUCCUGGAGCAGUGUAGUCUCCAGUUCCGCUGUUAACACAUACAAGAAGCCCAUGUUCCACCAGAACAAGAUCCAGAAACCCAAAGGCCCGCCAAAACAACCCCAGCUGCACUACUGUGAUAUCUGCAAGAUAAGCUGCGCUGGGCCACAGACGUAUCGAGAGCACCUGGAUGGUCAGAAGCACAAGAAGAAAGAAGCGGCGCAGAAGAGCAGUAGUCAGGUGACCAAUGGACCUCGCGGUGUCCAGACGCAAUUGCGCUGUGAGCUGUGUGACGUCUCAUGCACCGGUGCUGAUGCUUAUGCUGCGCACAUCCGCGGAGCCAAGCACCAGAAGGUGGUUAAGUUGCACACCAAGCUUGGCAAACCUAUACCUUCCACAGAGCCAGUUUUCGUGAGCUCUGCCCCUGCUGCCAUGACGAUGACUACUGGCAAAACAGUGGCUGCCACGGCAACAGCUCCCACCCCUACUGCUGCACCGCGAAAGACGCCAGUGGCGACUUCUUCCAAAGCGACGCCACUUCCUGGAAAAAAACCCACACCUGCUAAAGUUACCGUUGUCGCGAAUAAAACAUCUACAGCAGCUCCUGUAAAGAUGGAUGAGGUGAAGCCGCUCAUGAUGAAGAUGGACUUUCUGAGUGAUGAUGAAGAUGGUGACAGUACAGGUCCUCAGGGAGACAUUCAGCCUGUGGGACACGAUUAUGUAGAAGAGGUCUGUAAUGAUGAUGGAAAGGUGAUUCGCUUCCACUGUAAACUGUGUGAAUGCAGUUUUAAUGACCCCAAUGCUAAAGACAUGCACCUGAAGGGCCGCAGACACCGACUGCAGUAUAAGAAAAAAGUGAAUCCAGACCACCCAGUGGAGAUCAAGCUGGGUAAUCGAGCUCGGAAACUUCUAGAAGUCAAACUGAGGAAGCAAAAACAGAAGUCUAUGCUGAAGAGACAACAAGAGGAGGAGCAGCGCUGGCACAUGGAAACGAGGAGGUAUGAGAAGGACCUGUACUGGAGGAGGCUGGAAGAGGAGCAGUCAUACUGGGGGGACCAGCAGAGACAUGGAAUGGCCCCGCCCCCUCUUAUGGGCCAGCCCAGCUUGCCCGUGCCCCCCCUGCUGCCUGUCCGUAGGCCGGACUCCCCCGAUGACCGCCACAUCAUGGCUAAACACUCUACCAUCUACCCCAUAGAGGAGGAACUUCAGGCCGUACAGCGAAUCGUGUCGCAUUCGGAGCGCGCUCUCAAACUGGUGUCUGAUUCACUGCUGGAGGAGGCGGUGUCUGCCACAGAUGACAAAACAGACAAACAGUCGGAUUCUCAGGCUCGUAUUCUGAAAGGAGUGAUGCGCGUGGGAAUCCUCGCUAAAGGUCUUCUCCUACGCAGCGACCGCAACGUUCAACUCAUCCUGCUCGCGGCCAAGAAACCGACCGCAACGUUACUGAAAACCGUUGCGGAACAGCUGCCCAAACAACUAGCGAGCUUUUCUGAAGAUCAGUAUGAGGUGCAGGUGCACACUGAGGAAGCAAGCAUCGCCAUUUUAUCAAGCAAGGAACCAAUAAUGCAGGUCACCAUCUCUCUAACAUCACCAGUGGUGCGUGAAGACCCCGCCCCCAACAUGGAGAAAGUUCCAGAGAAAGACCCUCCAGAUGUUCUCAACAGGAGCAAGUGCCUUGAGUACCUAGCAGCUCUCCGUCAUGCUAAAUGGUUUCAGGCUCGGGCUAACGGUCUUCAGUCCUGUGUGAUCAUUAUUCGCAUUCUGCGCGACCUGUGUCAACGUGUACCUACCUGGGGCAAGAUGCCCGACUGGGCCAUGGAGCUGCUGGUAGAAAAGGCCAUUAGUAGUGCGUCAGGACCCCUCAGUCCAGGAGAAGCUCUGCGGAGAGUUUUGGAAUCCAUCGCCUCUGGAAUUCUUCUUCCAGAUGGUCCUGGUCUGCUUGACCCAUGUGAGAAAGGUCAAACAGAUGCUCUAGAGAGCAUGUCAAAACAAGCCAGAGAGGAUGUGACCGUGAGUGCCCAGCACGCGUUGCGACUGCUGGCUUUCCGUCAGAUCCAUGAAGUUCUUAGGAUGGGCUCCUUACCUGUCUCCAAACCUGGAGCUCGAACCCGCAAGAGACCAAGAGAGGGCAGUGACAUCGGAGAGAGAGAAGGCGAAGGAAAGAAAGGCAAAAAGGACGAUUCUUAAAAUGUUCGCAAGUUGGCGUAGUCGGCGUAAUCUUAAAAUAAAUCACAAGUUAUUAUAGUCUUUUGUUAAAUGUACAAAUCACUCAAAGAGGAACAAAUGCAAGGCUUGAUAGUUCUGCUUUUCAAAAGAAGGACAAGAGAUGGAAAAAAGUAGUUGUUCCCCUUUUUUGAUGUAAUAUGUCUUGUAUUACAUCAGAGCUGAAAAUAGAUUGAAAUGCUACUGACCUUUAAAUGCAGUGAAUGGCUGAACGUUGCUAGUGAUGAGCGACUGUCCUGUAUCUUAUAUUAACAGCUACUUAACAUCAGUUUUGCUCUACUAGGCACUUUUACAUGUUAAUAGCACUAAAUUAAAAGCUUUACCAUCACGACA
This is a messenger RNA of Myxocyprinus asiaticus (Chinese sucker), 3349 nucleotides long. RefSeq names its product zinc finger RNA binding protein 2 (gene zfr2). Gene Ontology annotation, cellular component: precatalytic spliceosome. Gene Ontology annotation, molecular function: double-stranded RNA binding; zinc ion binding; single-stranded RNA binding. Bases 41 to 2980 code for a protein of 979 amino acids. Lineage: Eukaryota; Metazoa; Chordata; Actinopteri; Cypriniformes; Catostomidae. The record is from RefSeq and is a predicted model, not a curated record. The transcript has 19 exons.